AUGGUGAUGACACAUACACUAUACCCAGUUCCAACCUUUGUCCUUUUUACUUUUUUUCUGUCAGAUAAACCUCUAUGAUUAUGCAUUGGGGUGGGUGAAUGGCGUUUGGUGUUUUGGAGAAUGGGUUGUCAGUUGGUCGGAUAACAUCUAACGGAUGGAUAGGCAAAAGUCUGGCGAGAUGCUUUUCUUUUCCCUCCUUUUUGUUUUUUCUUUUCUUAUUCUUGAUUCGAGUCAUUCAAACAGUGUCCUGUCAAAUCUCGUGCCUGCUGCUGUCAUUGCGGCGUGAUGUCUUCACUCCAUUCUCUGCUUUCUUUUCCGUUUCUUUUGCGCUGUAGUCUGGAUGCUACUCGUUCGUCCGGGAGCACAAAGAGUA
This is a messenger RNA of Neurospora hispaniola, 373 nucleotides long. RefSeq lists its product as uncharacterized. The coding region runs from base 99 to 335 and encodes 78 amino acids. Lineage: Eukaryota; Fungi; Ascomycota; Sordariomycetes; Sordariales; Sordariaceae. The record is from RefSeq and is a predicted model, not a curated record. The transcript has a single exon.